UGUCUGCCCGUUCUGACCUGUGGGCAGCCCUGAGGAAACAGCUGCGUGAAUUCACCCUCAACACCCAGCAACAGCUAGAGCAGGAGAGGGCGCGGCUGCUCAGUGAGAACCAGGUCCUACAGCAGCAGUUGAGAGAGAGUCAGGAGUACAUUGACAGCCAUCUUGUCAGGUGA
Molecule: messenger RNA, 173 nt
Organism: Lymnaea stagnalis (great pond snail)
Lineage: Eukaryota; Metazoa; Mollusca; Gastropoda; Lymnaeidae
Source: the annotation of a GenBank genome assembly